Oryza sativa Japonica Group (Japanese rice) is the source of this 1744-nucleotide messenger RNA. Its product is annotated as UDP-glycosyltransferase 73C6. The record is from RefSeq and is a predicted model, not a curated record. NCBI's taxonomy places the organism in Eukaryota, Viridiplantae, Streptophyta, Magnoliopsida, Poales, Poaceae. Gene Ontology annotation, molecular function: UDP-glucosyltransferase activity.
CUGCUUGCAGUCAUCAACUCAAACAGCAUACGACUUCUCCAGAGUUAUUGCAUACCUCCGCUUGACUAGAUACAACCACAGCCAUGUCCUCCGCCGGCCACGCCGUCGACCAGCAGCGCAAAUCCACCACGAUGAAGGCGCACUUCGUGCUGGUCCCGAUGAUGGCGCAGGGACACAUGAUCCCCAUGACCGGCAUGGCCCGCCUGCUGGCCGAGCAUGGCGCGCAGGUCAGCUUUGUCACCACUCCGGUGAACGCCGCCAGGAUGGCAGGAUUCGUCACCGCUGUGGAGGCGGCUGGCCUGGCAGUGCAGCUGGUGAAGCUCCCCUUCCCGGCCACCGAGUUUGGGUUGCCGGACGGGUGCGAAAACCUGGAUAUGAUCCAGUCCAGGGAUCUCAGCCGAAACUUCAUGGAGGCCUGCGGAGCGCUCCGGGAGCCGCUCACGGCGAGGCUCCGUCAGCUAUGCCCACCUCCAAGCUGCAUCAUAUCUGACAUGGUGCAGUGGUGGACCGGUGAAAUUGCAAGGGAGCUCGGUAUCCCAAGGCUAACAUUUGAUGGCUUCUGUACCUUCGCCUCCCUUGCCAGGUAUAUCAUUUUCCGCGACAAACUGUUGGACAAUGUCGCAGAUGAGGAGAUCGUCACUUUCUCAGGGUUCCCUAUGCUGCUUGAGUUGCCAAAGGCUAGAUGCCCUGGAAGCUUGUGUGUUCCAGGUAUGGAACAAAUUCGUGAUAAGAUGUAUGAGGAGGAGCUGCAAAGCGAUGGCAAUGUAAUGAACAGCUUCCAGGAGCUGGAGACUCUGUACAUCGAGUCCUUUGAACAGAUAACAGGUAAGAAGGUCUGGACAAUCGGCCCAAUGUGCCUCUGUGACAGAGACAGCAACAUGAUGGCUGCUAGAGGAAACAAGGCAUCAGUGGAUGAGGCAAAGUGCUUGCAAUGGCUUGAUUCAAAGAAGCCUGGUUCAGUGAUCUUUGUCAGCUUUGGCAGCCUCGCCAGCACCGCACCUCAGCAGCUUGUUGAGCUGGGACUGGGGCUUGAAGCUUCCAAGGAGCCUUUCAUCUGGGUGAUCAAAGCAGGAAAUAAGUUUCCAGAAGUUGAGGAAUGGCUUGCAGAUGGGUUCGAGGAACGCGUUAAAGACAGAGGCAUGAUAAUAAGGGGCUGGGCACCACAGGUGAUGAUCCUAUGGCACCAGGCCAUUGGAGGGUUCAUGACACACUGUGGGUGGAACUCAACAAUAGAGGGCAUUUGCGCGGGCGUGCCCAUGAUCACAUGGCCACAUUUCGCAGAGCAGUUUUUGAAUGAGAAAUUUGUGGUGAAUCUGCUGAAAAUUGGGCUGGAGAUUGGAGUGAAAGGAGUGGCACAAUGGGGAAGUGAACAUAAAGAAGUUAGGGUGACAAGGAAUGCUGUGGAGACAGCAGUGUCCACAUUGAUGAAUGAUGGAGAAGCUGCACAGGAGAUGAGGAUGAGAGCAAAAGACUUGGGUGUAAAGGCAAGGAGGGCUUUGGAAGAGGGAGGUUCUUCCUAUGAUAACAUAAGCCUAUUGAUUCAAGAAAUGGGAAACAAGCAAAAUGCAUCUGGUUGAUACAGAUGGGAAUAAGCAUUUUUUUUAAUCAUGAUGAGCAUGAAGUGGAGGACCUAUCAUACUUAUAUCUUCAUAAAGUAUGGAAGAUGUCCACAUUUGGUUAUUCAACUAUGGAUUUGGCCUGAAUUUCAUCCCUCUAACUAUAAAGGAUUGUGUUUUACAAAUGA